UUCAUUCCAUACUCACUGGGUGGCUGCGGAUGUGCGUGAUUUGGUCGGGUUGGUUAGUUAAAAAGGGUCCUUGCUAUCGCGCGUGUUGUCCGUCCCAAUACAUUCUCGAGACUGAUACGAGGUAUCAGCGUGGGAGAUGCCGUCGCGAUAGCGUUUUGUGGAUACUGUAUUCCGCAGAGGGUUUCAGAAUGGCGGCUCGCCUCAGCAAAGGAAGUUCUGUCAGCGACGAAGAGUUCUACGACAGCGUUGACUUCAUUCCGGAGACUCACAUACGAACCGAAUCGCACGGGCCAAGGGACGUUGUCGACGAUCUGGAUAACGCGGUGUUCCUUGAAGGGGAAGGGGCGAGCACAGAGAAGGGGACCGAAGAGGUCGUGGACUGCGCCAUUCACCCCGAGGCCGACGCAGGUAGGGUCGCCGCAGAAAUCGACGGGCUGGAAGCUGGCAAGGCAAUAGGGCAACCAGAGAACACAAAUCUGGCGCUAGAAACGAAGAACAAAAAUAACAAUAAAGAUAUAAAAGAAAAGAAGAAAAAGAAGAAAGGGAACGCCCAAGACAGGGCGAAUAAUUUAAAUAACAAUGCCGAAGAAAACUCGGCUGCCUCCGAAACCUUAGCCUCGGCUUCAGCUUCGAACCCAACUUCACAUCCUCCAUCGAAGAAAAUGACUAAGAAAAACUCGAUGCUGAAAUGGUCGGCGGCGGCGCGGGAGGUCAUAAACACCGCAAAUGCACAGGACGACACAGACCACAACAGGAGGUCGUCGAGCGGGUCGAGCACAUCAAGCGUGGAGAGGAAGAUAUCUGGGUCGGCCAUCCUCGAGGACAUCGCACAGGGUAACUUGGCAAGUUGGGACGCCGAGACUUGCGUGGCACUUCUGCGCAUGCCCACCGUGUCCAACUACUCCGGCCUCAAGAAGCUUAUGGAAGUGGCGGGCGAGGACUGGCUGGAGGACUUCCUCAACCUGGACGGCCUCGGUGUCCUGUUCGAGUCCCUGGAGAGGCUUAGCGACCGCGGGUUCAGCUCCAUCACCGACGCCAUCCUCCAGCUAGAGUGCGUGCUGUGCGUUAAGACUGUGAUGAACUCCACCUCGGGCCUCGAGUACAUUAUCAACAACGACGACUACACCAGGAAGCUCGCCAAGUCGCUGGACUCUAGAAAUAUGCUAGUCAAGAAACAGGUGUUCGAACUGCUCUCCGCGCUCUCCGUCUACAGCGAGAAAGGGCACGCACUUGCUCUCGACGCCCUAAACAACUAUAAGGUGUUCAAGAACCAGCGUUACAGAUUCCGACUGGUGGUGGAGGAGCUGGCUAGUGCUGAGGUGAUGGACUACCAGGCGACGCUCCUCGCUUUCGUCAAUUGCAUCGUGUUGGGCGUCGGCAGCCUACAGGGCCGUGUCGCCAUCAGGAAUGAGUUCAUCGGCCUGGACUUCCUGAAGGUCCUUGAAGACAUCAGGCGAAUUGACGACGAGCAUCUGAGCAUCCAGGUGGCGGCCUUCGAGGACAACCACCUUGAGGACCUCGAGCUGCUCUACGGCCCCGAAGGCCAGCUCAGCCUCAACCACCAUGAUGCAUUCAACAGCCUCUUCACCAAGGUCCGCGACUCGCCACACUCGCUACACUUGCUCUCCCUCCUUCACAACCUCCUGCAGCUGGACCCGGAGGAUGAAAGCAGGUGUGGUGACUCAGAGCCAUCAGGUGUGAGCAAGAGAUCGCUGCGUCUCCCAGAAGCGCGCCUCCUGGGGCCCUUAGCACGCAGAAAGUGCAUCGCGGAAAGGUACUUCUUGUGUGACUUCCAAGACCUCCGAGUGAUCGAAUCCCCUGGUUUAAGGCGUCUUCGAGUCCUUGGCUGGAAGGGAACUCUGCUGGAGGCGGAAACCUAUGGAACGACGAUGCAAAAGAAAAAUCACGGGAAAAGGGAAUGGAUACUCGAUGCUGUCUGGGCACUGCUGGACCGCGUUGGCGUCCGGGCAGUGGAUGGCACCCUGACGCCCACAUGGGCGGAGAGUGUGGCACCUUCCAACGACUUCACCAGAAGUGUUGGCACCCAGACCAUCAAACGGCGCCUUUUUCGAUCUGCGGAAGACGGGAACGUCCCAGAAGGAUUUGAGGAGCGCCCUUUCCCGUCCUCCAGCCUCCCGCCCGCGCCCGACCACCCACCGCCCGCACCCCCGUCGGUAUGCACGGCCACAGAGCGAUCUCCCAAAGCAGUAGAGCCCACUGACGCCGCCUGCAUAGAAUCCCCAAGUGAGAGGAGAAACGUGGAGACGGUGGAGGCCGACAGAGAGUCAAACCGAGCGCCUCCUGCUCCUCCUCCUCCGCCGCCUCCCCCGCCACUUCCUUCUGGCAUUGGAGGUCCUCUGUCUCCUCCUCCCCCUCCUCCUCCACCCCCUCCACCUCUCCAAGGCUUUGGCGGCCCUCCACCCCCUCCACCUCUCCCAGGCUUUGGCAGUCCUCCGCCCCCUCCACCUCUCCCAGGCUUUGGCGGCCCUCCACCCCCUCCACCUCUCCCAGGCUUUGGCGGCCCUCCUCCCCCUCCACCUCUCCCAGGCUUUGGCGGCCCUCCACCCCCUCCACCUCUCCCAGGCUUUGGCGGCCCUCCACCCCCUCCACCUCUCCCAGGCUUUGGCGGCCCUCCUCCCCCUCCACCUCUCCCAGGCUUUGGCGGCCCUCCACCCCCUCCACCUCUCCCAGGCUUUGGCGGCCCUCCACCCCCUCCACCUCUCCCAGGCUUUGGCGGCCCUCCACCUCCUCCACCUCUCCCUGGGAUGGGUGGCCCACCACCUCCGCCACCUCUCCCUGGGAUGGGUGGCCCUCCCCCUCCUCCUCUGCCAGGCGCUGGUCACCCAGGCCUCAUCACGUCGACGACACUGCCAAGGUAUUAUUCUGCGGCGGCGCGGACCACGCCCUCUUUCUACAACACGCUGCCGCGCCCCACGCAGAAGAUGAAGCACCUCAACUGGGCCAAGGUGAACGGCAACGUGCUAACCAAUUCCAUGUGGCAAGACGUCCACAAGGACCUCCAGGCGUCGCCUCCGAAAGCGCUCAAUUUCUCUCAGAUCGAGGAACUUUUCUGCCAGGCGUCGAAGACUCCAGUCCAGAAGACCGAAAAGAAGAAAUCGACGGAGAUCACUUUGCUAGACCCGAAGAGAUCUCUCAACGUGAACAUCUUCAUGAAGCAGUUCAAGCAGUCUCACGCCGAGGUUGCGGCGCUCAUCCGGGACUGCAAGAGUACGGACAUCGGGACGGAAAGACUGCGAGGAUUCUUGAGAAUUCUGCCGGAGGACGAGGAGGUUAGCACGAUCAAAGAUUUUAAUGGGGACGUAGAGAAGCUUGGCAAUGCAGAGCGCUUCUACUGGGAGUUGAUCAAAGUACCUCACUACCAGGUGCGCCUUCAGGGAAUGAUCCAGAUGGAAGAAGUGAAGCCGGCAGUGGACGAACUGAAGCCUCAGAUCUCGAUGAUAUUGAAGGUUUCAGAUCAAGUUUUGAACAGUGAGAGCAUCAAGGAAUUCUUUGCUCAUAUCCUCACUGUCGGCAACUUCAUUAACAUGGGCAGCUACGCGGGAAACGCUCUUGGCUUCCGUCUCAACACCGUGUCCAAGCUGUGGGAGACGCGAGGCAACCGACCCGGUAUGACGCUGAUGCAUUACCUGGUCCAGUCUGCCCAGGACGAAGGCCUAGAGAUUCUGGACUUUACCGAGACGUUGGGCGACCUCAGUAAGGUUGCUAGAUUGUCCGUGGACGGCCUAACGGGGGAGGUAACGACGCUGCGAGGAGACCACACACACCUCUGCAAAAGCCUCGAGAACGCGCCGGACGAUGUCAAGGACCGUUUCAAAGACUUUGUAGCCACUUCUGACGGAUUGCUGAAGGAUCUCGAGCAGAGUCUGAUGGAAGUGGAGCGCUCACGAGUGAAGUUGGCGCAGUACUUCUGUGAAGACGAGUCUAAGUUCAAGAUCAAGGAUUGCAUUGGCAUCUUCAACACCCUUUGCCUGAAAAUAUCAGAUGCAAGAAAGGAUAACGAGGCGAGGAAGAAGCGAGAGGAGCGGAAGCGGCGCAUGGAGGCCGAGCGGAAGCGCGUGGAGGAGGAGCGGGCCAAGGCGGAGGCGGCGGGCGUCACCCUCAGGAAGAGGGGCGCGCCUCUUCCGCCGCCCUCCGACUCGGGCGGAUGUGUGGUCGACCGCCUGCUGGCAGACAUUAGGAAGGGAGACUUCAAGCUGAGGAAGAACCCCGUGUCCACAGCCCCGGCGGUUACGGGCUGAGAUCGGCCGCUCGCCAGGAAACUUCAGUGGUUAAAAGUGUCUUUCUGAAAGGACUCGUCGAAAGGGGCAGAUCUGACCGAGAAUGCAGUCAAGCAUUACAUUGGAAUUUGCAGUUCUAUGACUUUGCAUAAAGAGAGAAACUGAAAGUCCAAACAAAAUUUGCCGGUGUAGAAGGUGGUGCGCACCCACUGUAAAUUUAAGGAAGGAAGGGCGAUAGAAGAGUGGAAUUUAUCUGAAUGUAGUUGAAAUUUGAAAGUGAUAAGAUAUGAGAUAAUGAAAUAUGAUAGUUAAAUAAGGUUUAUCUUGUAUAUCCUGUCACAAUGUUAACAGUGAAGGCGUUUCCGGCUUGAAAUUUGUAAAAAUAUAUAUUAUUUUGGGGCAGACCCCUUGACACUCCAGAUGUUAUACAUUCCUGAGUCACCAGGCGAAAAAUACUAACUUUAAAAAUAUGUACUUAUGCUGCAGUGGCUGCACGCAUUGGUUGCCUUCUCUGCUGAAUUUAGGUCUUUCAGGUGCUAUUGUUAUUAAAUGUGUUUUGUGUUAUUUUGUAUAGUAAUAUGUUUUACUAAUAAUCGUUGUUUGACUUUGCUUCCAGUACGGGAAGAUAUACAUAAUUCCAGUGAUUCUUACAAGGAGCUUAUUUGUACGCUUAUAAAAGUGCCUUUACAAUAUUUAAAUACAUGGUGAUAUCGCUAAAUGUCAUUAUCUUUGUGAAAGGAGCAAAUUGAAUAUAUAUGUUUCCUAUCAAA
Messenger RNA from Penaeus chinensis, 5008 nucleotides. RefSeq names its product inverted formin-2-like. The record is from RefSeq and is a predicted model, not a curated record. The transcript is spliced from 17 exons. Bases 30 to 4259 code for a protein of 1409 amino acids. Lineage: Eukaryota; Metazoa; Arthropoda; Malacostraca; Decapoda; Penaeidae. Gene Ontology annotation, biological process: actin cytoskeleton organization. Gene Ontology annotation, molecular function: actin binding; small GTPase binding.